Molecule: messenger RNA, 3564 nt
Organism: Adineta ricciae
Lineage: Eukaryota; Metazoa; Rotifera; Eurotatoria; Adinetida; Adinetidae
Source: the annotation of a GenBank genome assembly
AUGUAUAAAGUGAAUAACUUAUUACAAACAUCGUUUUGUAUUCGGUCGACUUUAGCUUCGACAAAGCGUUUUCUGUCGGUGAAAAAACCUGAACAAUCUCAAUCACGGAAAACGUAUGAUUUCAGAAAAAUCAACAAACUUCUCGUUGCCAAUCGCGGUGAAAUAGCUAUUCGAGUAUUUCGUGCAUGCACGGAAAAUAACAUCCGUACGGUAGCUAUUUAUUCAGCCGAAGACGAAGGUCAAUUGCAUCGUAUCAAAGCAGAUGAAUCAUUUAAAAUCGGCAAAGGUCUAGCGCCCAUCGCUGCUUAUUUGAACAUUCCGGAAAUCAUUAAAGUUGCUUUGAAAAAUGACGUCGAUGCUAUUCAUCCAGGUUAUGGUUUCCUCUCCGAAAACGGAGAUUUUGCUAAAGCAUGUAUGGAAGCUGGAAUUAUGUUUGUUGGUCCAACGCCAGAUGUUAUUUAUCGGAUGGGAAACAAAUUAAAUGCUCGACAAGCAGCUAUUGAUGCUAAAGUACCGAUUAUACCUGGUACAGUGGACGCCGUGGAUAAUCUUGAUGCGGUACGUGAAUUUGUCAAAGAGCAUGGCUAUCCGAUAAUGCUCAAAGCAGCACGUGGCGGCGGCGGUCGCGGUAUGCGUGUAGCAAGAAAAGAAAGUGAACUUGAAGAAGCUUUUCAACGUGCAUCAUCAGAAGCCAUGGCAGCCGUUGGCGAUGGUCGUCUAUUCGUUGAACGUCUCGUGACAAAUGCAAGACACAUCGAAGUACAAGUUAUUGGUGAUCAUCAUGGCAAUGUUGUGCAUUUAUACGAACGAGAUUGUUCAGUGCAACGACGUCAUCAAAAGGUUAUCGAAGUCGCACCAGCAACGAAUCUCGAUCCUAAACUUCGCGAACGUAUCACAUCUGACGCUGUGCGUUUAUCUAAGCAUGUUGGCUAUCAAAAUGCGGGCACGGUUGAAUUCCUCCUAGAUGACCAAGGAAGACACUACUUCAUUGAAGUUAAUUGCCGUUUACAAGUCGAACACACAUGUUCAGAAGAAAUUACUGGUAUCGAUAUCGUGCAAUCGCAGAUAAAGAUCGCCGAAGGUGCCAAAUUACCUGAGCUUGGUCUCGAACAGGACAAAAUAAAAAUCAUGGGUGCAGCUGUACAAUGUCGUAUGACAACUGAAGAUCCUGCCAAUAAUUUCACACCAGAUGUUGGUCGAAUUGAUGUGUUCCGUUCAGCUGAAGGAUUUGGUAUUCGUAUUGAUAGUGCAUCUGCUUAUACUGAUGCUGUGAUCAGUCCAUUCUAUGAUUCACUGUUAGUAAAAGUUAUUGCUCAUUCACGUAAUCAUCAAGAAGCAUGUGCCAAAAUGGUUCGGGCAUUAACUGAAUUCCGUAUUCGAGGUGUCAAAACUAACAUUCCAUUCUUGCUCAAUGUCCUCCAACAUAAGCAGUUUCUCGAAGGUUCAAUUACAACGAGCUUUCUUGAUGAAAAUCCUCUCCUAUUCAAAUUCGUUCCAUCACAAAAUCGUGCUCAGAAGUUGCUUCACUAUCUAUCCGAAGUCUUAGUUAACGGCCCAUUGACACCUUUGGGUACAGAUAUCAAGCCAAUGGCGAUCAAGCCUGAAUUACCUCAUAUAAAAAAGAAAGAAAUUCCCAAUGGCUGGCGACAGGUCCUCUUAAAAGAAGGGCCACAAGGUUUCGCGAAAGCCGUUCGCAAACAUCCAAAAGCUCUACUGAUGGAUACAACAAUGCGUGAUGCGCACCAGAGUUUAUUGGCUACACGAGUUCGAACACGUGAUUUGAAAAAAUGUGCUCCAUUUGUAGCCAAGAAUUUCUCUCAAUUCUUCAGUGUAGAGAAUUGGGGAGGUGCCACAUUUGAUGUUGCACUUCGCUUUCUUCACGAAUGUCCUUGGGAUCGUCUUACGGAAUUACGUGAAUUGAUGCCGAACAUUCCUUUUCAAAUGUUAUUACGUGGUGCCAAUGCUGUUGGCUAUUCCAAUUACCCAGAUAAUGUGAUCAAUGCGUUUUGUCAAAUGGCUGUCGAUCACGGAAUGGAUAUCUUCCGUGUGUUUGAUUCGUUGAACUAUUUACCAAAUAUGAAAGUUGGUAUUGAUGCUGUGGGAAAGGCCAAUGGUGUUAUAUCAGCAGCUGUUUGCUAUACCGGUGAUGUAGCAGAUACGACAAGACAAAAAUAUAAUUUGGAUUAUUAUACCAAAUUCGUCGACGAGUUGGUCAAAAUGGGUAUACAUAUUUUAUCGAUCAAAGAUAUGGCUGGUCUUUUGAAACCACGUGCCACUAAAAUGUUGAUUGACGCUAUUCGACAAAAACAUCCAGAUUUACCCAUCCACUUACAUACACAUGAUACAGCCGGCACGGGUAUUGCUAAUUAUAUUGCUGCAUUCGAAGCUGGAGCUGAUAUUGUCGAUGUUGCUGUGGACUCGAUGAGUGGUAUGACAUCUCAACCGACCAUGGGUGGCAUUGUUGCUGCACUACAGAAUACGAAGCACGAUACAGGAAUCGAUAUGGAAAAAGUUAACGAAUAUUCAGCCUUUUGGGAACAAACACGUUUACUCUAUGCUCCAUUUGAAUGUACAACAACAAUGAAGAGCGGCAACGCCGAUGUUUAUAAAAACGAAAUUCCUGGUGGUCAAUACACAAAUCUUCAAUUUCAAGCAUUCAGUCUCGGUCUUGGUUCACAAUUUGAAAAUGUCAAGAAAUCUUACAUUGAAGCCAAUCAACUUCUAGGCGACAUCAUCAAAGUGACACCCUCGUCGAAAGUUGUCGGUGAUCUUGCUCAGUUUAUGGUACAAAAUAAUCUAACCGCUAAAGAUGUCCGUGAAAGAGCCGAAGAACUUUCAUUUCCAUCAAGCGUUGUCGAAUUCAUGCAAGGUCAACUUGGUCAACCACAUGGUGGAUUUCCUGAACCACUUCGUACUCAAAUGUUAAAAGGAAAGAAGAAAAUCGACGGUCGUCCAGGUGCCGAUGCUAAACCGUUAGAUUUCGAUAAGAUCGAGAAAGAAUUACAGAAAAAAUUUGGUGAAGACAUCAUUCGUAAAUGUGAUGUGAUGUCUUAUGUAAUGUUUCCCAAAGUACUUGAAGAAUAUAUUGACUUCAAACAGCAAUAUGGUCCUGUUGAUCUCUAUCCAACGCGAGUCUUCUUUGUUGGACCAAAACUAAACGAAAUGAUGGAUAUUGAAAUCGAACAUGGCAAAGUUCUUCACAUUGUUGUAUUAGCUAUCAGCGAGCUGAUGACGGAAACAGGUGAACGAGAAGUAUUCUUUCAAGUGAACGGACAGUUGCGUUCGAUGAAAGUUAAAGAUAAAGCUGCUAUUAAAGAUCAAAAAGUACAUCCUAAAGUCGAUAAAAGUAACAAGAACCAAGUUGGCGCACCAAUGCCAGGUCAAGUUUUGGAUGUCAAAGCAAAGGAAGGUGAUUUGAUUAAGAAGGGUGAUACUGUUGUUGUCUUAAGUGCCAUGAAGAUGGAAACAGUCGUUAAAAGUACUGUUGAUGGUAAAGUUAAGAAAGUACAUGUUAAAGUUGGCCAACAAGUUCAAGGUGAUGAUCUGGUUAUUGAACUUGAAUAG